AUUGCUCACUAGCAUUCGACGGUGGUUUCUCACACCAACAACAGUGGUGCAAACGAGACCCAACUCAUACGUACCCAUUCUCUCUAUUUCACAAUUUCGUCUUAGUAAAACCACCGUUUUCUGGGAAAAUCAAACCCACACUAACCUCUCCAAUCUUCCAUUCUUAUCUCCUUUUCAAUUCAACGGAACCAUAACGAUUUCGCCAAAACUCACUUCGUUUCUUCACCCGAAAAUCUCGACCCUCACUCCGGUGCGUGUUUUGUGAGCGCAAGGUACGAAUAUGGAUCACCAUGAGGAUGAAAGUAACAGCAAACAAGAUGACGAGGAAGCUGUUGCUCGCCUUGAAGAAAUAAAAAAAUCUAUUGAGGCAAAGAUGGCUUUGCGUCAAAGCAAUUUGAAUCCUGAAAGACCUGACUCAGGAUUUUUGAGGACGCUGGAUUCCAGCAUUAAGCGCAAUACUGCUGUGAUUAAGAAGCUGAAGCAGAUUAAUGAAGAGCAGCGCGAAGCAUUGAUGGACGAGUUGCGAAGUGUCAACUUGAGCAAAUUUGUCAGUGAAGCUGUGACAGCUAUAUGUGAUGCCAAGCUUAGAAGUUCUGAUAUACAAGCAGCAGUUCAGAUCUGUUCUUUGCUACAUCAAAGGUACAAGGACUUUGCACCAAGCCUGAUACAAGGGCUUCUCAAAGUCUUCUCUCCUGGAAAACCUGCCGAUGAAUCAGAUGCAGACAGAAACUUGAAGGCAAUGAAGAAGCGCAGCUCUCUGAAGCUUCUAUUGGAGCUUUUUUUUGUUGGAGUUAUUGAAGAUGGUCACAUUUUUAUCAAUAUCGUAAAAGAACUUACCAGUGUGGAACAGCUAAAAGAUCGGGAUGCUACACAAACAAGUUUGACCCUUCUUUCUAGUUUUGCUCGGCAGGGAAGAAUUUUUCUAGGACUUUCUGUUACUGGGCCCGACAUUCAUGAAGAGUUUUUUAAAGGCCUAAACAUCACAGCAGAUCAGAAGAAAGUUUUCCGGAAAGCAUGUUAUUCGUUUUAUGAUGCUGCAGCUGAACUACUUCAGUCUGAGCAUUCUUCACUUCGACUAAUGGAGCAUGAAAAUUCUAAGAUUUUGAAUGCAAAAGGAGAGCUCAGUGAUGAAAAUAUCGCUUCUUAUGAAAAGCUUCGUAAAUCCUAUGACCACUUGUACCGUAACGUAUCAUCAUUAGCAGAAGCACUUGAUAUGCAGCCUCCUGUAAUGCCAGAGGAUGGCCACACUACAAGGGUUACCAGUGGUGAGGAGGCUAUUACUUCAGCUUCUGGUAAAGAUUCUUCUGUUACUGAACCCAUUUGGGAUGAUGAAGAUACGAGGACUUUCUAUGAAUGUUUACCUGAUCUUAGAGCUUUUGUUCCUGCUGUGCUUUUGGGAGAAAUGGAGCCAAAAAGCAGUGAGCAAUCUGUGAAGAGUCAAGACCAACCAACUGAAACAUUGCCCGAGUCAGACAAAGGUCAACUGACUACUCAUGAAAGUGGAGAGGUUUCCACCGAGUCUAAUACUGUGCCAGAGGGAGAAAGCGUAGAAAGAGUGAAGGAUAAGGAAGACAAAGACAAGUCUAAAGACUUGGACAGAGAGAAGGAAAAAGAAAAAGAUAAUGACAAAAAGGCAGAAAAUGAAAAAGACAAACUCAGAAGUCUUGAAGGGACAAAUUUGGAUGCUCUACUGCAGAGGCUUCCGGGUUGUGUGAGCCGGGACCUUAUAGAUCAAUUAACUGUAGAGUUCUGUUAUCUAAAUUCAAAAUCAAAUCGGAAAAAGCUUGUGAGGGCUUUGUUCAAUGUACCGAGGACAUCUCUGGAACUGCUACCAUAUUACUCGCGCAUGGUUGCCACACUGUCAACUUGUAUGAAGGAUGUGUCCUCCAUUCUCUUGCAGAUGUUGGAGGAGGAAUUCAGCUUCUUAAUUAAUAAAAAGGAUCAGAUGAACAUUGAGACAAAGAUAAGAAACAUCAGGUUCAUAGGUGAACUUUGCAAGUUCAAAAUUGCACCUGCUAGCCUAGUCUUCAGUUGUUUGAAGGCCUGUCUAGAUGAUUUUACUCAUCACAACAUUGAUGUAGCUUGUAAUCUUCUUGAAACAUGUGGCCGUUUCCUGUAUCGGUCUCCAGAAACUACUAUACGAAUGGCUAACAUGUUGGAGAUACUGAUGCGCUUGAAAAAUGUCAAAAACUUGGAUCCAAGACAUAGUACUUUAGUGGAGAAUGCAUACUACCUUUGCAAACCACCAGAACGAUCUGCACGAGUUGCUAAAGUUCGUCCUCCAUUGCAUCAGUAUAUCAGAAAAUUACUUUUCUCAGAUCUUGAUAAGUCUACCAUUGAGCAUGUGCUGAGGCAACUACGUAAAUUACCAUGGAGCGAAUGUGAACCAUAUGUGCUGAAAUGCUUCAUGAAGGUCCACAAAGGCAAAUAUGGUCAGAUCCACCUGAUUGCAUCUCUUGCUGCUGGGUUAAGUCGCUAUCAUGAUGAGUUUGCUGUCGCCAUUGUUGAUGAGGUUUUGGAGGAGAUUAGAGUUGGGCUGGAAUUAAAUGACUAUGGUAUGCAGCAAAGACGCAUUGCCUACAUGCGAUUCUUAGGGGAGCUUUACAACUAUGAGCAUGUCGACUCGUCUGUUAUUUUUGAGACACUAUAUCACAUUCUCAUCUAUGGCCAUGGGACCCCAGAGCAAGAUGUACUCGAUCCACCUGAAGAUUGUUUUCGUAUAAGGUUGAUCAUUACUCUGCUUGAAACUUGUGGGCAUUACUUUGAUCGUGGCUCUUCCAAGAGGAAACUUGAUCGAUUCCUAAUACACUUCCAGAGGUAUAUUUUAAGCAAAGGUGCAAUGCCUCUGGACAUGGAAUUUGACUUGCAGGAUCUGUUUGCUGACUUGCGUCCCAAUAUGGUUCGUUACACAUCUAUUGAGGAAGUGAAUGCAGCUCUAGCAGAACUUGAGGAACAUGAUCGUACAGUUUCUGCUGAUAAGGCCACUAGUGAAAAACAUUCUGACACUGAAAAGCCUUCAAGUAGGAUCACUUCUACCACAGUGGUUGGCAAUGGACAGAACAUUGAUAAUGGUGCAGAGGAAAAUGGAGUGCAAGAUGAUGUUAAUGAGAGUGAGACUGAUUCAGGGAGUGACACAAUUGAUGUGGAGGGACAUGAUGAUGAAGAGUUGGAUGAAGAAAAUCAUGAUGAUGGGUGUGAGACUGAGGAGGAUGACGAUGAAGAUGAUGAUGGGCCUGGGCCUGCUUCUGAUGAGGAGGAUGAAGUUCAUGUGAGACAAAAAGUGACAGAGGUGGACCCUCUGGAAGAAGCCAAUUUUGAUCAGGAGCUAAAGGCUGUAGUACAGGAGAGUAUGGAACAGCGAAGGCAGGAGCUCCGAGGCCGUCCUACGUUGAACAUGAUGAUUCCAAUGAAUGUAUUUGAGGGAUCUGCCAAGGAUCACCAUGGGAGGGGAGUUGGUGGGGAAAGUGGUGAUGAAGCACUGGAUGAGGAUAAUGGUGGAAACAGAGAGGUUCAGGUGAGAGUUCUUGUGAAGCGUGGGAACAAGCAACAAACAAAGCAGAUGUUCAUCCCACGGAAUUCCUCACUGGUGCAGAGUACAAAACAGAAAGAAGCAGCAGAGCUUCAAGAGAAAGAAGAUAUUAAGAGGCUUGUCUUGGAGUAUAAUGAUAGAGAAGAAGAGGAGCUUAAUGGAUUAGGGACCCAGCCAACAAACUGGAUGCAGAGUGGAGGUAACAAGGUUAGUGGCCGUGGCAACAUUCUUGAAGGAACUGGCGGCAGGGGUGGGGGAUCACGACAUCGACAUCAUAAUUAUUCUAGCAGUGGAAUCUACUAUAGCAGAAGAAAGUGAAUGGUACUCGAGUGAAUAUGGAAGGCAGAUAUUUUAUGCCAUCUGCUUCCCCUCAGCAUGACAAAUAUUUGAAGACAAAGUUCAUCAGAUAUUCAUUAGUAAAGGCCUAGCCUUGUCUUUUGCCACCACUGUCAUGCUUUGCCGUUCAAAAGAUUCUUGUCAAAGACAAAUAUUAUCACUUAUCUUGUUGUUAAGUGGUGGUUUUGAACAUGGUGUGUUGGAGAUGCAGGGGUUGUAAAGUGAUGUAUGCACUGUUUUGGUUUCCUGACCAUAAGCUGACAUGCAGGAUGUAAGAUUGUGGGUGGCCCGCAGCAUGCUGCAGAUGAAAUCCUGUAAUUAUAUCCUGGCCUCACAACUCCAAGCUUUUUGUAUAGCUAUCUGUAUGGAGAUAAAAUCACUAAAUGUAUGGUUUUGGUGGUUUUAACUUAGUCAGCCACCUUGGUUUGAUUAUAUAUUUUGUGAAGAAUGAAUAGGCAAAGAAAAUGUCUUGAUACUUCGUUAACAUAUCAAAAUUGUGCCAAACCCUUAGUCUAUUCAGAGUCACUAAAUGUCUCCCAUUCGUGUUGCCUAUUUUGAAACAUCAUUACAUUUCAGUUCAACGAGUAAUUCUUUUUAUAGACUCUUGAGAAUCAGUUUGAUCCCAGACUGCUCAGUGGGGAUCGA
This is a messenger RNA of Abrus precatorius (Indian licorice), 4510 nucleotides long. RefSeq names its product regulator of nonsense transcripts UPF2. Gene Ontology annotation, biological process: nuclear-transcribed mRNA catabolic process, nonsense-mediated decay. Bases 281 to 3847 code for a protein of 1188 amino acids. Gene Ontology annotation, cellular component: cytoplasm; exon-exon junction complex. The transcript is spliced from 18 exons. Gene Ontology annotation, molecular function: RNA binding; protein binding. The record is from RefSeq and is a predicted model, not a curated record. NCBI's taxonomy places the organism in Eukaryota, Viridiplantae, Streptophyta, Magnoliopsida, Fabales, Fabaceae.